Molecule: messenger RNA, 1663 nt
Organism: Gaeumannomyces tritici R3-111a-1
Lineage: Eukaryota; Fungi; Ascomycota; Sordariomycetes; Magnaporthales; Magnaporthaceae
Exons: 2
Coding region: 248-1312 (354 amino acids)
Source: RefSeq, a predicted model, not a curated record
GACCAGCCGACCUGGGGCGGAUUGAAGCCCUGCUCCUCACCUUGCGUCACACAUCGCCCAACUUUGGCCAAACGCCCGCCACUGCAAUCUCGCUCGCUCACUGACCAACAGGCGUCAUCCAUCAAAACAUACACGACACGUGCGCGCGCGACUGCAGCUUUGCCAUACAAGAAGAGGACGCACGCUUGCUCGCCGCCGCUGCACCUUGCAAGACACAAAGCACCUCUCCCAGACGGGCAGUAGAGCCAUGGCAUCCGGCACGCCGUCGCCGUCGCCGUCGCCAUCUGACGCGCGUGCCUACGCCCGCGCCGCAGCCACCAACAACCUGUGCGGCGACUUUGUCCGCGCUGCCAGGGCCAUGGACUACGCGAUCCCCUUGCCAGAGGGACAGCUGACCACGUUCACUCGCUCCAAGCCCGGCCGCCCACCCGCGCCUGUUCACGUUUUGUGCGAGACGCUCGACCUCGACGAGUCCCAGCCCAGGCCGCCUGCCGCCGACGACAACAACGGCGAUUUCCUCUUUGUGCGGCCCAUCCCGCCCGCGACCAUGGACAGCUGGCUGCAGGAAGUGCAGCCGUGUGCCUCGUCGGUAUUCGGACAAAUGUGCCAAAGAGACCAGGGUGACAGGCCCAUCGACUUCGCAGAGUCUUUGAUCGCCCAUCUCGAUAGAUGGCUCAGCUGCGAUAAGGGCGACCUCCGCCCUGACGGUCCCGGCUUUGACAAGCGCGGCCUGUUCGGAAAAACGAAAUGGAGGACCACCAAGAUCCGUCAUCCGUGGUUUGGUCCGACCGAGGAAGAGAUACUUAAAGGCUGUUACUACAUGGCCACGUAUCGAUUUGAUUACGGCGCCACGCGCCGGACUGCCACCUCCCCGCGCGGUUUUACCGAAACGCCACAUAUCGUCGGCACCUGCGCGCAUUCCGUGCAGCAGCUGCCAGAGCAAGGCCUGCUCCGCGGCGAGAUUGAUGCAAUUAUAAUAAUGACGCAAGUACGCCGCAUGCCGCCCUGCUGCGUCUCUUUUCGAGCCGUGCCAGUGACCGUCAUCUCCGUGGCCCGAAACGACGUACGCAUCCUUCACGCCUACGUCGACACGCAAAAGCGCCUUAUUAAAGUGCGCAAAUCCCGCGUCCUCAACUUUGACAACAUCGACGACAUCCACGCGGGCAACGACGAAUGGAAGCAUAUCCUCCGCUGGGUCCUCGCGGAGCCCGACAUGGACACCGUUAGAGCAACGGGGUAUUUCGACGUCGACCAGCCAGGCUCCAAGGCGCAGCAACCGUCCCUGCUCCGCAAAGCGCUGGCUCACCGUUGAAAGCUUUGUCCACUCCCCAGUCCCGCUGCGAAAUGCAAUCGUGCGGGCCGAGGCUUGCAAGCCGCCAUUGCCAACCAAAGGAGCAGAAGCACCAGGAGAUGUGCAUUUCUCAUUUCAAUAAUGCAUAUGGGUGUGUAGGGUGGGGCGCAGCAGACGGCCGUUGGACGGUAGGGGAACGCUUGGCUAAAAGCAAAGGGGAGCAGAGGCAUCCGUUUUUGGAGGCGAAACCCUCCGUUUCUGGAGGCCCUGGGAUCCCAUUUUCACCCAAAACUUCUACAAACCAAAACAUGUAAGGGCCGAACUAGUACUCAGGUGGGUGACCACUGGGGAAUCCUCGGUGUUGUAUGUUUU